Dendronephthya gigantea is the source of this 1155-nucleotide messenger RNA. Its product is annotated as ficolin-2-like. The coding region runs from base 1 to 1026 and encodes 341 amino acids. The transcript has 5 exons. The record is from RefSeq and is a predicted model, not a curated record. Lineage: Eukaryota; Metazoa; Cnidaria; Anthozoa; Malacalcyonacea; Nephtheidae.
AUGUUUCACAUAUCCGUCUUACUGAUUGUUAAAGUUGCUUUUAUCGCUGCACAGAACUGUUCUCACAGGAUUUACAAUAUCAUUACAACAGGUGGUUCGUCUUUACAUCCAGAUGAAAUCAUAUCAAGUCAUACCGUGAACUCAGGGAUUGUGCCGAUAGAAUGUUACGAACUCUGCCAAAAAGAACCGAAAUGUGUUGGAUACAACUAUAGAGAAACGAUCAAUGUUGUGAACUGCCAACUGACCAAAUUCACAGAAAAGAAAAAUGAUAUCGUAAUGACCGGAGAAUGGAUGUUAAUGCUCGAUGAAAAAGCGCCAAAAUAUUAUAAGGAGGAACAGAGAAAAAAUGACAGUGUAAAAUCAGUUACAUGCAUCUUGAUAGAUACCGGCUCCAGCUGUUCAAAUCUGUAUAACAAAGGAGUGAGAACAGAUGGUGUUUAUACCAUCGAUCCUGACGGCCAAGGAUCGUUUCAAGUCAGUUGUGAUAUGAGCACAGACGGUGGAGGCUGGACCGUGUUCCAAAGAAGACAAGAUGGAAGUCAAAAUUUCUUCCUUGGAUGGUCAGACUAUAAAACAGGCUUUGGUAAUUUGAGCGGCGAGUUCUGGUUGGGCCUUGAUAAAAUACAUCGUUUGACGAAAUCUGGCCAAAAUGUUCUAAGAGUUGAUUUGAUGGAUUUCAAGAGCACUGAAAGUUUCGCCAAAUUUGAAACAUUUAAUGUGACUGAUGAAUCAGACAAAUACAGAUUGACAAUUGGAAAUUAUUCAGGUGAUGCAGGUGAUUCCCUUGAUGUUCACAAUCAAAUGCAGUUUUCUACUAAGGAUAGCGACAAUGAUGUUUCUGGUAAUAAUAAUAACUGUGCUAUGAACUACGAAGGUGCUUGGUGGUACGAGAACUGUUAUCAUUCCAACCUCAAUGGCAAGUACCUGGGUGCAGAUGAUGAUAGUGGCAGCGGAAUAAAAUGGCUCUCUUGGAACGUUUAUUCAAUGCAAAAGGCGGAGAUGAAAAUUCGGCCAAACCCGCUUUAAGAAUUUCCUACACAAUCGUGAAGGAAAAGACAUUGAUUUGUUCCUUUCUCAUUCAAACUGCAUAAUGAUAUAGAAGUAAUACUAUACUGAUAACAAUAUAAUUUGCAAGCCAUAAAUAUGUUUUGACUU